Dromaius novaehollandiae (emu) is the source of this 2472-nucleotide messenger RNA. RefSeq names its product minichromosome maintenance complex binding protein (gene MCMBP). Gene Ontology annotation, biological process: DNA-templated DNA replication. The record is from RefSeq and is a predicted model, not a curated record. The coding region runs from base 325 to 2214 and encodes 629 amino acids. Gene Ontology annotation, molecular function: chromatin binding. NCBI's taxonomy places the organism in Eukaryota, Metazoa, Chordata, Aves, Casuariiformes, Dromaiidae. The transcript is spliced from 16 exons.
GGUGCGGAGAGGAGGAGGAGGAGAAGGCGGGCGGGCCCGGCCCUGCCCUGGUGCCGCCGCCAUUGCCGCGGCCGCCGUGAGAGGAGGAAGAGGAAGAGGAGGAGGAGGAGGAAGAAGAAGGAGAGGGCGGAAGUCGGGCGCCCCCGUGCAGGGCUUGCGGGCGGCAGGGCGCGGCGGCGGCGAUAGGGCGCGGGGCAGUCGGCGGCGGCCCCCUGCCCCUCCCUGGGCGAGGCUCGCCCUCGCCAUGCCGUGCGUGGCCGACUGGCUCAACAACCCCUUCAGCAUCGUGCAGGGCAUCUUCGGAGAGCGCCGAAUGGAUGCCCGAUGCGUGAUGCUAAUACUCCUGUAAACGUGUCCUGUUUUGUAGCACAAAAUGACCCAAACUCUGAUUGGGAAAAGAAGGUAACUGAAUAUUUCAGAGAGAAGCUAAAAGAAAAUAAUGCUACUAACUGGGUUCCAUCACUGAAUGAUGUUCCCUUACAUUACCUAAAGCCCAACAGCUUAGUGAAAUUUCGCUGCAUGGUUCAAGAUAUGUUUGAUCCUGAGUUUUACAUGGGAGUCUAUGAAACAGUUGAUCCAAACACAAACACACGUGUUUUGCAUUUUGGUAAAUAUAGAGAUGUGGCGGAAUGUGGGCCUCAGCAGGAGAUUGAUUUGAACUCCUCACAAACAGUCACGUUGGAGAGACAAACAUUCUACUGCGUUCCAGUGCCUGGCGAAUCAGCAUGGGUGAAAGAAGCAUAUACUAGUACAAGCCAAGCUCGAGUUAGUCCUUCAACAUCCUACACACCAAGUCGCCACAAGAGGAGUUAUGAGGAAGAUGAGGAUAUGGAACUACAUCCAUCUAAACAGAAAGAGCAACAUAUGGGCAAUGUGGGUGAUAUGCAUGGAUGUGGAGAGCCGAAGAGAUUAGAAACUGAAGCUUCUGCAGGACAUCAUCUCAUUUCACCAAACUGCUCCCCUCCACUUGACUUAAAUUUUCCAUUGCCAGGAGAGAAGGGACCAGCCUGUCUUGUAAAGGUCUAUGAGAGCUGGGAUAGCUUCAAAGUCAAUGAUAUUCUGGAGGUAUAUGGAAUUUUGUCUGUGGAUCCAGUGCUGAGUAUAGUAAACAGUGAAGAGAGGGAGAACUCAGCCCUUGAUCCUAUGGAGUGUAUGGACACAGCAGAAGAACAGAGAGUACACAGUCCUCCUGCCUCGUUAGUCCCCAGAAUCCAUGUGAUUUUGGCACAGAAAUUACAACAUAUUAAUCCAUUACUGCCUGCCUGCCUUAAUGAAGAGGAAAGUAAAACCUUUGUUUCUAAUUUCAUGUCGGAGCUGUCACCAGUUAGAGCAGAGUUGCUUGGGUUCCUCACACAUGCCCUCUUAGGAGAUGGUUUGGCUGCCGAGUACCUUAUAUUGCAUCUCAUCUCUACUGUUUAUGCAAGACGAGAUGUGCUUCCUCUGGGAAAAUUCACAGUCAACUUGAGUGGAUGUCCAAGAAAUAGCAUCUUCACAGAGCACAUAUACCGCAUUAUCCAGCAGCUUGUUCCAGCAUCCUAUCGCCUACAAAUGACCAUUGAAAAUAUGAACCAUUCACAAUUUAUCCCACACAAAGACUAUACAGCUAAUCGCUUAGUCAGCGGAGUACUGCAGCUUGCCAGCAACACUUCCCUUGUAGUAGAUGAGACUGUGCUUGAGCAAGGACAGCUUGACACAACAGGUGUACAUAAUGUGACAGCACUGGGUAAUCUAAUAACUUGGCAGAAGGUGGAUUAUGACUUCAGUUACCACCAGAUGGAAUUCCCAUGCAAUAUUAAUGUUCUUAUCACUUCAGAGGGCCGAUCACUCCUACCGUCAGAUUGCCAAGUCCACUUACAACCACAGAUAAUUCCACCAAACAUGGAGGAAUAUAUGAAUAGCCUUCUAACAGCAGUGCUCCCAUCUGUGUUGAACAAAUUUCGAAUUUAUCUAAGUUUAUUGAGGCUGCUGGACUACAGUAUAUCUGAUGAAGUGACCAAGGCUGUAGAAGAAGACUUUGUAGAAAUGCGCAAGAAUGAUCCGGAGAGUAUAACAGCUGAUGAUCUACACAGAACUCUGCUUGUAGCAAGGUUCCUGUCUCUCAGUGCGGGGCAGACAACACUGUCAAGAGAGAGGUGGCUGAGAGCAAAACAACUGGAGGCAUUACGUAAAGCCAGACUUCAGCAGCAAAAAUGUGUUAAUGGGAAUGAACUUUAAUUCUUAAUAUUUUGUGGAUGUCAUUAUGAAUUUGUCCAUCCUAGAUGGAACCCACAGUAAGAUUGGAUAUUGUUUAUACCAGUUUUUGUAGAUAAUUUAUACCAAAAAAAUUAUGGAUAUUUACUCUCAAAGCCUGAACAUACUUAACUCAGUGUUCAGCAAGUUAAACAUAUUUUAUGAGAUUUUUUUGGAGCCUGUUUUGUAACUGAGAAUUGGUAACAAUAAGCAAAUUGUUUGAUAUUAAACUUUAAUACUGAA